AUGGCGGCACAUUCCUAUUACCCACCCGUAAACCAACCAUUUUACCCACCAACCGCCCCGCCACCACCACCACCGCAACCGUUUUAUUCAUCGGCAGCCCAACCUUAUUAUUCAACCACUCAGUAUUCCUAUUCAAACUACCCAUACCCGUCUUCGACCCAACAACCCACGUGUUAUUACCCACCCGUUUACACAGUCCCACUCCCACCGGUUGUUCCAGCUGAACGUCCAGUUGAAGCUGUUAUAACCAACCCGAUCACGAUAGUCGGGCCCCAAUAUUGUCUUCCUCGACCCGUUGACUUGAUGGUUAUCAGGAAACUCAUGACUCUAACCAAUGAUUUCACGGUAAAAGAUGUUGCGAAAAAUACCAUGUUUAAAGUCAAAGGCAAACUCUUGAGCGUUCAUGACAAGCGGGUUCUGUUGGAUGCUUCUGGGACACCAACCCUUACACUCACCAAUAAGAUAAUGUCAGCCCACAGUAGAUGGAAAGUGUACAGGGGUGCAAGCACGCGCUCUGCAGAUUUGAUAUUCAGUGCAAAAACCUCGUCCAUCAUCCAACUGAAAACUAGGUUAAAUGUGUACUUAGCCAACCGGAAAUCCGAGGAUUUCUGCGAUUUUAGGGUCGAAGGAAGCUGGUCAGAGGAUUCCAGCGUAGUUUAUGUUGGUGAAACUUCCACCAUUGCUGCUCAAAUGAACAAGAAAGACAGCGCUGCAAGUUUCUUUCUGGGGAAGGACACAUUCAUGGUGACUGUAAAUCCAAAUGUUGAUUAUGCAUUUGUGGUGUCUCUCAUUCUCAUCCUUGAUGCCAUCAACGACAGCAGCCUCACUUCAAACAUAACCACUGUGGCUAAUUUGGUAGCACGCUGA
Messenger RNA from Oldenlandia corymbosa var. corymbosa, 867 nucleotides. Lineage: Eukaryota; Viridiplantae; Streptophyta; Magnoliopsida; Gentianales; Rubiaceae. The record is from the annotation of a GenBank genome assembly.